Messenger RNA from Mucor velutinosus, 411 nucleotides. RefSeq lists its product as uncharacterized. The record is from RefSeq and is a predicted model, not a curated record. The transcript has 2 exons. The coding region runs from base 1 to 411 and encodes 136 amino acids. NCBI's taxonomy places the organism in Eukaryota, Fungi, Mucoromycota, Mucoromycetes, Mucorales, Mucoraceae.
AUGACUCAUAACUUACCAACAGCAGCACAGAAAGAAGAACCCAUUGUGGCUGUAGUAGAAAUUGAAAAUGCAACAACGGUUGCUAAUAAUAGCAGCACAUCGUCUAGCUCGUCUAUUUCUACAUCAACUAUACCAUACUACGGAAGCCGAGAACCUAAGCAAUCUGUCAAAGAGACCGACCGUGUUAUAUUCCAAAUGAUGGAUGACAUACAGAUCACCAAAACCACAUUCAGAGAAAAAGGCAAUGAUUUGGAACUGUACAGCCAAGAGCCAGUGAUAGUCGACAAAUCUUCGGCAGCAACGCAUCAUGGUAUAUUGUGGAGAUUUCGUAUUGUAUUCAGCUCGAUCAUCAUUUUACUGCUUGUGGUUGUUACGGUUGUAGUUAGCGAAAUCACCAAGAAAAGAUCUUAA